Molecule: messenger RNA, 4547 nt
Organism: Lepus europaeus (European hare)
Lineage: Eukaryota; Metazoa; Chordata; Mammalia; Lagomorpha; Leporidae
Gene: LRCH1
Product: leucine rich repeats and calponin homology domain containing 1
Exons: 19
Coding region: 29-2128 (699 amino acids)
Molecular function (GO): protein binding
Source: RefSeq, a predicted model, not a curated record
GGGGCGGGGUGGGGGGGCGCGGACGAAGAUGGCGACGCCGGCAAGCGAACCCCAACCUUUCGUCCCUGCCCUCUCGGCGGCUAGCCUGCACCCUCAUCAUCACCCUCACCACCACCACCACCAUCACCACCACCAACACCACGGGGGCACCGGGGCUGGCGGCGGGACUGGCGGCGGCGGCGGCAGCGGGGGCUUCAACCUGCCCUUGAACCGGGGUCUGGAGCGCGCGCUGGAGGAGGCGGUCCACUCCGGGGGCUUGAACCUCAGUGCCAGGAAACUGAAGGAAUUUCCCAGGACCGCGGCCCCCGGCCACGACCUCUCGGACACGGUGCAGGCAGAUUUAUCUAAAAACAGACUGGUUGAAGUUCCAAUGGAAUUGUGCCAUUUCGUAUCACUGGAAAUUCUUAAUCUGUAUCACAAUUGCAUCCGAGUCAUUCCCGAGGCCAUCGUCAAUCUGCAGAUGCUGACUUACUUAAACUUGAGUCGGAAUCAGCUGUCUGCCCUGCCUGCCUGCCUGUGUGGUCUGCCUCUCAAAGUCUUAAUCGCAAGUAACAACAAGCUUGGAUCACUCCCGGAAGAGAUAGGUCAGCUCAAACAGUUAAUGGAGUUGGAUGUCAGCUGCAACGAGAUCACAGCUUUGCCCCAGCAAAUAGGUCAAUUGAAGUCUCUACGAGAACUGAAUGUCAGAAGAAAUUACCUUAAAGUUUUGCCACCAGAACUAGUAGAUCUUCCCCUGGUCAAGUUUGACUUUUCCUGCAACAAAGUGCUGGUGAUUCCGAUCUGUUUUCGGGAGAUGAAGCAGCUGCAGGUGUUGCUGCUGGAGAACAAUCCUUUGCAGUCGCCUCCUGCGCAGAUUUGCACAAAGGGCAAAGUGCACAUAUUUAAGUAUUUGAGCAUACAAGCGUGUCAGAUGAAGACAGCUGACUCCCUUUAUCUCCACGCCAUGGAGAGGCCCCAUUUACACCAGCAUGUGGAAGACAGCAAGAAGGAUUCUGACUCGGGAGUUGGAAGUGAUAAUGGAGAUAAGCGAUUAUCUGCCACUGAGCCUUCUGACGAAGACACUGUGAGCCUCAAUGUGCCAAUGUCAAAUAUCAUGGAAGAAGACCAGAGCACCAAGGAGGAUGUGUGCCAUCAUCGCCUCAGCCCAGUGAAAGGGGAAUUUCAUCAGGAAUUUGAACCAGAACCUUCUCUCUUGGGUGACAACGACAACGCAGGAGAAGAAAGGGACCAUUUUACUCUCGGAGCAGAUGUCCUGCACCCCGGCUUUCGGAGCUAUGUCAAGGAUAGGGCAGAAGACUGUGAAGAGCUGUUACGGAUAGAAGAGGACGUGCACUGGCCGACCGAGGGAAUAAUAAGUUCAUCCAAAGAUCAAGACAUGGAUAUAGCCAUGAUUGAGCAGCUGAGAGAAGCAGUAGAUUUGCUGCAAGAUCCCAAUGGAUUAAGCACAGAUAUGACGGACAGCGGUGUUUUAAACCUGUACCCCGUGGGAUCAGCAGAAGCCUUAGAAUUACAAGAUCCUGCACUAAAUGGUCAAAUACAGCUGGAGACAUCCCCGCGGUGUGAGGUGCAGAGUGAUCCCACAUUGCAGAGUAACGGGAGCCAGUAUUCUGCUAAUGAGCUGAGAGAGAACUCUCCUGCAGUCUCUCCUACCACAAACAGCGGAGCUCCGUUCGGCCUGAAGCCUCGAUCAGUGUUUCUCAGACCUCAGAGAAAUUUGGAGUCUGUAGACCCACAAUUUACAAUUCGGAGGAAGAUGGAACAGAUGAGAGAAGAAAAAGAGCUGGUGGGACAACUCCGUGAGAGCAUUGAGAUGCGACUGAAGGUGAGUCUCCACGAAGACCUGGGGGCUGCACUCAUGGAUGGUGUCGUGCUCUGCCAUCUGGUCAACCACAUUCGCCCGCGGUCCGUAGCAAGCAUCCAUGUCCCCUCACCAGCAGUUCCCAAACUCAGCAUGGCCAAAUGCAGAAGAAAUGUGGAAAACUUUUUGGAAGCCUGCCGAAAAUUAGGAGUCCCAGAGGAGAAAUUAUGUCUACCCCAUCACAUCCUUGAAGAGAAAGGCCUGGUCAAAGUGGGCAUGACCGUGCAGGCGUUGCUAGACGUCACUGUCGCGAAGGCUCUAUUCACAUGAAUCCAGCCCCUCUCUCUCCUUUGGGGUCACUCAGACUGUGCUCCAUCAGGGAUCCUGAACUCUCUUCCCGGCACCUGGUCCACCCUCUCUCCCACUCACUGCCUGUCACUUCCCAACUCUGUUGCGUUGAAAAGGUUUUCAGACUAAGGGAGGAUUUUCCACUUGGCAGAACUGACCUAGGACGCGACGACUUGACAGGUACUUUUAUCUAGAGCACGGUGGGAGAGCCGGUGAAGAGCUGAGCGCCGCAUCAAUGCCUUUACAACCUCCUCAUCCCUUCCACGCUCACCGACUGCCAUUGCCAGAACGCCAAGCACAACCGUUUUGCAGCAAGACGUGUUUGUUUCGUUACAACCAAACUCAUGAUGUGUUUAGUAGGGGGAGGGGGGGACACAAUCAGGUUUCUCACCACCAAAUUUUUCAAGAAGUUUCUUGAGACCAUUGCCUUUUAAAAAACUAUUUUCGACAUACAAAAUAUUUAUAUGAAUAUUAUUUAUUAGUGAGUUGUUAUUCAUCCUUUGGAUGCAAAUUGUAAAUUAGGAAACUAUUUUAUUACUGCUUUUUUGUGGUUAAACACUUUAUUUUAAUAUAAAUAUUGAGUUAUUUUCUAUCCUCUUUGGUGUGCAGUAGUUCUAGGUCUUGGUAAUCACGUUUUCUGGUGUAUAUGAUUCAGAAAAAAAAAAAAGUAAGCAAACAACAGGUGCUUCUGUGACAAAGAACUGUUUUCUGGGGAGGCAUUACUUCCACUUUGGUUUGUGGAACAUUGUUCUUAUUUAUACUUCUGCAUUCCAUCCAGUUUCCUACAUUCCAGUAGCCCUUUUGUCCCCUGAUAUAAUAAAACUGACUGAAAUCAAGAGAGCACCCCAAAGUUAUUUGUAAAUAGCUGUGAUGGGAAAAAAAAGACACAUUAAACUUGAAGAUAAAAUGUGAACAGUUAUUUUUUUGGAUUCAUACUUCUUUUGCUAUGCACAAAACAUUCACGUUUUAACACAAAGAAUAAGUGUUAGCAUAUGUGUCUUGAAGUAUAAUUUUGCACUGUAACAUGGGUAAUUAGAAAGAGUCUAGCACCAAAGGUAGAUAAUGAGGGAAGGCUAUAAGAAAAUGGGGAGAAGACACAAAGUUUAUUGUUUAACCAAAAAGUUUUUCAAAGGAAGCUUUGAGUGAUCAAAAAUUCCUUAAGGCACAUAGGACGUAGGCCAGGAGACCAGCACUUCUUGUAACUGCCAAUUUUAAAGGAGAAGGGACUCUUGAGAAGUAGAUGUGUUCAUUUGAUUGUAAUCCAGUUGGUGGUUUUCAAAAUAGUUUGUAAAAUACUGCGAGAUUCACGAUCCCUGCUGUGAAACUCCGAGAUGAGUUGUCUGUGAGCAGUGGAGCAGCUGUAAGCACGACCAUGGCCACAGCAGGCUAACGAGAAGGUUGAGUAAGUGGAGUUUGUGAGUCUGGGCGGCCAAGGAGGGAGCAGGUGCGAACAGAACAGGACUAAGAGAAGCGUCAGCGAAAGAAAGGAACCCAUCCGUGUUGGCCUGAUUCACAGAUGGCUUCAUGUAACCCCCGACGCCAGGCAGGUCCGUGCAUGCACACUCACGCUGCAGCUCCGGCUAGCCCAGUGGUUCAUCUUCCAGAGUCCUGUGAAUGCUGACCGCAUUGCACUUCCACCUCUGUGAAAAGCCAUUAGAAGUUUGGGGGCAGCAGAAGCCACAGUUUCUAAGACAAAUGUAAAGGUGAAUGCAAAAGGAAAGAGCCCAGGAAGAAGGCAGUGUGCACUCGGCACAGACCAACAGGAACCAGCGCAAAGGUUGCUCCCCGCUCUGGGCCAGGGGAGGGGUUUCUGCACGUGGGACUUGGGAGUGGCAGCUAGCAAUGAUUUCUUAUCAAACGUACUGUGCACUUUAACCUAACUUCAAAUAUAUUUUAAUAUUUUCCUGUACUUCGCAGAAACGUGUUUUGUCAAUAGCAUGAUGAUGUAAAGAGGAAAAACUUUUUUGAACAAAGAGCGUAUACAAUUGAAGCAACACUCAAAGAUCCAUUCUGUCUGUUGGAAUUGAGACUGCUGCACCUUCAUGGGCAUUCAGAAUGCAGGGUCCUGAAAUAUUUUUUUACAUGUAUAUAUGGCAACCUAUGAAGCUCUGUAAUCAUUGUUUUGAGAGAUUUUUUUUCAAAGUUAAAAUAUUUCUUUUGAUAUUAAUUUUCAGUAUUUUUUGAAGUUGGCUGUAUAGUACAAAUGGCUUCAGUAUUUUGUAAAAGGGCUUUUUUUUUUCCUUUAAAAUGCACUUCUUGUAUGGCUAAGACAUCUUCAAGAUCCUUGUACACUGUUUAUAUGUGCAAUAAAAUGUGCAUGGCUGGCUGACAGUACUCUAAGUGGACAGAAUGUAUAUAGUGCAAAUAUCUUUCCUUCUAUUUAACAGCCAUUAAAACUUAU